Molecule: messenger RNA, 1133 nt
Organism: Rosa rugosa (rugosa rose)
Lineage: Eukaryota; Viridiplantae; Streptophyta; Magnoliopsida; Rosales; Rosaceae
Product: CDP-diacylglycerol--inositol 3-phosphatidyltransferase 1
Exons: 12
Coding region: 294-983 (229 amino acids)
Biological process (GO): phosphatidylinositol biosynthetic process
Cellular component (GO): membrane; Golgi apparatus
Molecular function (GO): CDP-diacylglycerol-inositol 3-phosphatidyltransferase activity
Source: RefSeq, a predicted model, not a curated record
UUUUUUUAUUAUAUUUUAAAAGAAAAAAGAACAUUGAAAAAAAAAAUUAAGCAAAAUGUUUUUAUUUGAGGUCUGUGCAAUUAGAAUAGAACGAACGCAUCUCGGCGCUCAUCCAUUUCCGAUUUAUCCCUUUGUCUUACCAGGGAUCCCAAGUUGAAAUACGGAAGCUACGCAUCCGAGUGCAACUAGGGCUUGCAGAGAGGUAAAGGAAUUGGCCUUGGAUUCUGAGGAGCUACCUAUAUUAGCUAAUCCAAUGCAUUUCAUGUAAUUUGAAGUUUAUAAAAGAAGUUUCAAUGGCCAAGAAAUCAGUACCACAACCACGGCUAACAAAGCUUUCGGUCUAUCUCUACAUUCCCAAUAUAAUUGGGUACAUUAGGGUUCUCAUGAACUGUUAUGCUUUCGCCAUAUGCUUCUCCAACAAACGACUUUUCUCCCUUCUCUAUUUUGUCAGCUUUGUCUGUGAUGGAGUAGAUGGUUGGUGUGCUCGCAAAUUCAAUCAAGUUUCAACAUUUGGAGCCGUUUUGGACAUGGUAACAGACAGGAUAAGCACUGCAUGUCUCUUGGUAAUUCUUUCACAAGUCUAUCGGCCUGGCUUGAUUUUCCUCUCGUUGCUUGCCUUAGAUAUUGGUAGCCACUGGCUGCAGAUGUACAGUACUUUCCUGCUUGGCAAGGCUAGUCACAAAGAUGUGAAAGAUAGCACUAAUUGGCUUUUUAAAGCAUACUAUGGGAAUCGGAUGUUUAUGGCUUACUGUUGUGUGGCAUGCGAGGUGCUUUAUAUCAUUCUAUUUCUUGUUGCAAAGAAUGAAACUGAGAAUGUGAUUGAAGUUCUAAUGGGUCUUGCACACCAUAUUACACCUCUUUCUGUUCUUGUUGGUUUGUGUUUAUUUGGAUGGGCAGUCAAACAAGUAAUUAAUUGUAUACAGUUGAAGACAGCAGCAGAUGUGUGCGUGCUUCAUGAUAUCAACAAAAAGCAGAGCCCAUAAUGCUUAGCAAUGACUGGAGGUGCAUUCUACGUUCAGCUUUGCUACUCGUUUGUUAUAAUUCAAAUAUGUAACUGUAGCAGAUGGGAUUGGUUUAUUCUUGUGAGACAUACACUGAUGAAAGAUUUAUAACACCUUUUUUUAUUUUUUUUA